AUGCUGUUAGAACACUUCAAUCUUGACUGGGCAACACAUGCUGUCAAGUUUUUCCAAUUAAACGCUAUCUAUACUUUUCCGGUAGCUAUCCGUACAGUUUUCUGUAGCCGCCGGUACCGCUCUGCACAUUUUUCAGCCGCUGCCUGCACAGUUCCAACUGCUGUUUCAGCCACUUUCUGCACAGUUCCAGCCGCUGUCCCUAUAUUUUCAGGGUUGAUUUCUUCAUCGAAUCUUAUUUUCUUUGAUAAGGUUGAAAAUCUCGAUCUUUCUGGUCUUGAGUCAAAUACACUUAAUCUGUCUAGUAUUAAGUCAAAUACAUCUGGUCAUUCUAGUCAUGAGUCAAAUACACUCAAUCUCUCUGGUCUCGAGUCAAAUCCACCUAACUCUUCCACUUUAGAGUUAAAUAAACCCAAUCUUUUUGGUCCUGAGUUAAACACACUUGUACCAGACCCAUCUGAGGCUGAAGAGCUAGGGGUUGAGUCAAAUCAAUCAAAUACACCACUUGCUGAAUUUGGACUUGAAGUGGAUGUAAGAUAUGGAAAGAAUCUGGUUUACAUGAGAAAGUCAAAGGCCAUUCCUGAAUUGACACAAGUUCAAGAGUCUGACUCGACUCCUUUGAGUGAGGUAAUUAAUUCUUCUGAAUUACAAGAUAAAAUGAUGACUCAAACAAUAGAUGAUGACCUAGACCUUCCAAUUGCUAUAAGAAAAGGGACAUUUAAAUAUUGGAAAGUAAAUUAUAAUGAUGUGAAAAAAGAGUAUGUUAAGCGGCAGCAUCUCCUUGAUGUUACUGAAGUGUUUAGGGUACUCAAUGCUGAGAAGAAAUUUCGGAUAACCAAACUUGCUUUUUACCUAACAAUGGUUAUUAUAACUAUCUUCAGGCUUGUAUUACUUGCCGUCUUCUAUUUAGAUAUGGAUGAUGAAUGA
Molecule: messenger RNA, 924 nt
Organism: Vicia faba (fava bean)
Lineage: Eukaryota; Viridiplantae; Streptophyta; Magnoliopsida; Fabales; Fabaceae
Source: the annotation of a GenBank genome assembly